GAGCUCGCCAGGAAACUUCAGCCAGCGGGGGAGGCGUGUUACCGUGUGUCGCGCUAGCAGCGAGGCGCUGACAGCGGGGGAGCCCGGCGCGGAGCCGGGUCGCUGCCGAUCUGGCGGGAGGCUGCCGGCUUUGGUCCCGUAUGUGCGAGCGGCCGCCGAAGAGCCAGCCCGCCCCCGCGCAGCCAGCGGCGCUGGGGGCGCAGCACCGGCCCGGCCGCGGGCUGCGCUGCCCGUAGGGAGGCAGCUGGGCGAGGCGAGCGCGGUGGCCGGGGAAGCUGAGCGGCUGCUCCGGUAACCAAGGAGCCGACCCAGACACCCGCCCGCGCCGCUCCCGUCUCCUCCCGCCGGCCCCGCUCUGCCCAGUGCCUCGCCUCCGCAGCUGCCUGAGGGCACCCCCGCCCCGCCCGGCGCUGGCGAGCCCCAGUUGCCUGAGUUGGCUCCGUCCCUGGGACUUGGGCUUUCGUCUCCCCCUGCGGGGGCCCUGCCCGCUCCCGCCGCCGGAGAGCCCCGCGCCUGCGGGAGAGUGAGCCGGGCCCCCGCCGCGGCAGCUCGGCUCCUGAUGGCGGCGCACCAGCAAACCAGGAUCCAAGCCUACCUGGAGCGGAACAGGAUCGGGCCCCUGUUCGAGGAACUGAUGACCAAGCUGAUAACAGAGACUCCUGACCAGCCAAUCCCAUUUCUCAUUGACUAUCUUCAGUCCAAACAGGGGAACCGGAGUCAGCUUCAGAGAACGUUGUCUGGAUCUGCUGCUCUCUGGGCAGAAAGUGAGACAUCAGAAAACAAAGGAACAAGAAGAGAUUGUAGAAGUUAUGAUAAACCCUGGCAGGUAAAUGCAAAGAAACCUAAAAAGUCAAAGAGUGACCUCGCUGUGUCCAACAUUUCUCCACCAUCACCGGAAUCCAAGUCAUUGCCAAGGUCAGUAGAGCAUCCUAAAUGGGACUGGCGGACAAAACCGGAGAGCCAUGAGUUUGAUGAAUUAAAUCAUAUUCUUCAGGAGAGUAAGAAGCUGGGGAAAGCCCUUGAGAAUCUCUCUCGCAGCAUUGCUAUUUCUGAUGAACUUGAGAAGGACACAACAGGUUUUAAUGCUCCUCUUCUAAGACCUCGUGUGAUUGGAGAAUGGGUUGGUCGCGAGGAGAAUGAUGCUGAUCCAUUGGCUGCGGAGAUGUUGCAACCUCCAGUACCAAGAAGUAAAAAUGAACAAUGGGAUAGUGAGGAUAGCAGCAGCAGUCCUGGAGGAAGUUUAAAGAUGGAGCCGAAGACCAAAGGAUUAAAACAGCAGCAACAGCAACAUAAGAAGCUACUGGCUGCCAUGCUUUCCCAGGACUCUUUUGAUUCUGUUCAAAGCACAGCUCCCUCAGUGACAGAAGAAGAUAUCGACAAUGAGGAUGAUGCAAUGGAACUGCUAGAGGAUCUUGAUGAUUUAAGAAUGGAAGGAGUAACCAGUGUGAUGUCUUCUGGGAGUAAAUUUAACCAAACUCGAAGUGCACAUCCUGCUGAACCUCAGGCAAAGGUCACGUUGAACAUCUGCGCCAGGUGUGCCAGGCUGCAAGGAGGUAACUUGGCAGAAACGGCAGAGGAUGUCUCACUAGUGUCUCAGACGACUGAGCAAGCGGCAUCAGAUUCCAAUGCUUCAGUGCCUGGGGUGGAAACACUGAUGGAGGAUGCUGAUGAAUUUGAGAGUGCAUCUCAAAUAAAAGGACCUUAUCAACCUGUUUGGGACGUGGAUGUCACGUAUGCCAGAAACGGAGGGUCUCCAAGCCAGAAACUCCUGAAAGACUCCUUAGCCGCAAAAGAACUGCAGACCAUGGAAAAACAUCUAGCUGACAUUGAAAAGGACCUAGCACUCUGGGAAGAAGCAAGUACUAGUCCACAUAGUAAUUUACUUACAUCACAUCAUCCAGGAAAUCUUCAAGCCACACUAGGCCAAAAUUCAAGGCCUCAAGUGCCAAGUCAAAUGGGGAAAAAUAUUCAUUUGCAGCUGGAAGGAAACAAAUCACCACCGGUCUCUACUACCAGCAGAGUGCAGGUCUCCAGUAUCUCAAACAGUAGGCCUCAGACUCCCAAUAUGCAGAACAACAGGCCUCCAACGCCGUUGACUCCAGGAAGCAGACCUGCAACCCCAAGUUUGUUGCCACGACCUCUUACCUCUAGCAACCAGGGAAAUAAGGAAGGAAUCCUUAGUAUGCAAAGAAGCAGGUCUUUAACGUCUAAGAGUCAAAUUGGGAGGACCCUCGGCACUCCUUCAGGACUAGCUGUACAAAUGAGCGGAGAUGUUAUAGGAACUGUUCCUCAAAGAAUCAGUUUGUCAGAAGAUGAAUUCUUACAUCAAUUUCAGCUUGCCCACCAACCAUGGAUAUUGCCAAGCGACGCAGAGGGUGAAGGUGUAGAAGCAGAUCAAGAUAAAUGUUUGUGAAAUCAGUGGGAAUGUUGAAGAAUUUAAUUAAAACAAAAUCAUAAUUAUCAAACCUACACCUGAAGAUCUGUUUUAGUUUACAUAUAAUAAUUUUAAAUAGUUAUUUUUAUAAUAUCAACAAUACUUAAAUGGAAUUACUCUGUGUGGAUGCUGUAAUGCACCGAAUCAGAUUACCAACUAUGGCACAGUGUCCUUAGGUAAAGAAGGUUUACUGUCACUUUUGAAUACAUAGUUGGUAUAAUGUAUUUUGUUUAGUUUAUACCCCUGUUAUUUUGGAGUGACAUUUGAUAUAUUAAACUUUGCCUGAUCAAAACAAACUUUGCUUAAAGAUUUAUGUAUUUUAACUUGUCUAAGGUUUUCUACUCCUUAUAUUUUUGUAAUCUUUUCUCAUUUUUAGAUUAAUAAACAUUAAAGCAUUCACCCUCAUCUACCAAUAUGUAUGUACUGUUCAAGUCUCUCAGAGAGCUAGUUGCUCACCAUAGUCACCUGCAAAGAUGGGUAGGUGGGGGAGAAAGAGAAGGGGGUAAAGAAGGGAGGUGUAGCAGAAUCAGGUGUUGCCUGUGUCACGUAGCUUUGUACUGAGUUUAUCUACUUUGUUCUUAAAAAAAUAAACACAGACUCUGUUAAAAUAGAAUACACACAUGAGGAAUGAAACAUGCAUGCUAAAAAUAAAGCACUAAGGGAAUUUCAUGUAGACAAUGAAUUUUAUUUACCCAUAUAAAUUACUGAAACAAAUUAUCUGUUUUAAACAAGUUAAUUGGUGUAAGCUGCUUGUUUGGAAUUUUAAGACAUGUCUGCGCACAGAUAUCAAAUUAAGGGAUGUGAUGAUGACUACAUUUACAGAUCUCAUUUAGCUGUUGAUAAGCAUAUUUGCAGCUUGUUUUCUUUUGUCUUCAGUUACAUUCAAUUGUUUUUGUAUCUUAAAAGACAUAACCGUAUAAUGAAACUGCUUGCAACUGUUACAAAAACAGACUGUAACCACCAUCCAAUUGUUUAAGAAAUAAAAAUGAAUUCCCUCUCC
Molecule: messenger RNA, 3434 nt
Organism: Chelonia mydas (Green sea turtle)
Lineage: Eukaryota; Metazoa; Chordata; Testudines; Cheloniidae
Gene: C2H8orf34
Product: chromosome 2 C8orf34 homolog
Exons: 14
Coding region: 560-2413 (617 amino acids)
Source: RefSeq, a predicted model, not a curated record